UAAAUCUUUUAAAGCAACUUAGUGCUUCUAGUGAGGAGGGAGUCCAAUACAUAACUCAUUACAUAAACUCUUUUUACGCUUUUAAUUGCCUGCAUAUUAUUUUAGAGUUGUGUGAGCAAGGCUCCUUGCUCAGCAUACUUAAAAAAUACGGCGUUUUUCCUGAAAAUCUUAUUGCCGUUUACAUGCGGCAGGUCUUGUUAGGCGUAUCUUUUCUUCACAGACAAGGCAUUAUUCACCGUGACAUCAAAGGGGCUAAUAUUUUAACCACCAGAAAGGGCGAAGUAAAACUUGCUGAUUUCGGUGUUUCUGUUUUCUUAGAAGAGGGGGCCAUAAGCAGUGUAGCUGGAACUGCGUACUGGAUGGCUCCCGAGAUCAUCGAGCUCCGGGGGGCCUGCGAAGAAUCCGAUAUAUGGAGUUUAGGCUGUACAGUCAUCGAACUACUGACGGGUUACCCUCCCUACUUCCACAUGGCCCCCAUGCCCGCCAUGUACGCUAUUGUCCAGAAUGAUCUUCCGCCCUUCCCAGAAGGCCUCUCAGACGCGUUGCAGGAUUUUCUUAAUAAAACCUUUCAAAAGUACAUACCCAAUCGCGGAAAAGCGGAGGAUCUUCUGAAACAUCCGUUUAUUAAACAGGCGCUAAAUAAAAAGCAAGAAAGUCUCGACUCUGCCGUACAAUGUAUACAACUCAGAGAAGAGAAGAAAAAGAAGAAGAAAGAGAAAAAAGAUCACGCGCCCAAGGUUAAACAAAAAGAAUUCGGGAUCAUGCCAGUCCUCAUGAAGCCCUCGAAAGUUGACUUGUCUCGUUUCCAAGACAGCGAAUUAGAGGCUAACUUUUCUGACUUUUUUGAACCAAUGGACGUGGUUAUCAGCUCAGAACAGGUGCAACGCUAUGGCGGUCCAAAGGGACCCCUCGAACCUUUCCUGAAAGCUGCAGCUCAAGGGGAUGACAGCGAUGGCGAUUGGGAGUCGGCCUUCGAGGACGCAGAGAAGUUUUCUUUCGAGGAUGCGAAAGAGCCGUUGCUCAAAUCACAGCGGCUUUCAACCGGGCUUUUCAUAGAAGACUCUGUCAUGGAGCCGUCGUUGCUUUCAGAGGUCCCGCAGGAAAACGUUAAAACCAUUCGCCUGACUGAGUACCAAAGGAGACUUGCAGCACUACAGGAGCCCCCGAGUACGGAGCGGACGUUUGAACAUGACUUUAUUGAUGAUCCCUGUCAAAAUAUUGAAUUGAUCCAUAACACGAAGUUUCAAGAAUGGAAUAGCGACUCGGAAGAAGACCCCUUUUCUCUAAAGAUGGACAUCAGAGGAGACGAGGAGAAAUUGGAGGAGUACCAGCAGUUCAACGAAACGAAACAGAAAAUUGCGCUUACAAUUUCCAGUCUAGCAGAGGAAGAUAUGGAGGCGCUGGGGCGCAGCUGCAGCGAGCUUGUCCAUAUGCUAGAAGACUACAACCAAAUACGCGGUCUCGCCGAGCGAAAUGGGUUCAACACUCUUCUGGGGCUUCUCGAGUGUUUUCAAAGCCACGUUGCCAAGGCACAUGUCCUUGCCGUGAUUAACCAGAUGCUCACAAUGGACGUGCUGAAUAAAGACAGCCACUUAUGCGACCAGUUUUGUCUUCUUGGCGGACUAUCUGCCGUGCUGCCGCUCAGCGGGUCCUGUUAUGCGCUAACCUUGCGUCUUGAGGUGGCAACAUUUAUAGAGAAGUGCGUGGUAUCCUGCCUGCAACAGUUUAUCACGUGCAACGGGGUGUAUGCUUUAGCAUCGUUUUUGAAGGAGGACUAUUAUAAAAACACAAGGCUUGUCUCUGUGGGGUUGCAAGGGAUGAGCCACGCUAUUAACUCCGCUGUAAACUUUCACAGUAUGGACGAAGAGUUUAGGGUCAAAUUUGGUGGGCAGAACCCGCUGAAGAAGAUUGCCCUCAUUAUUGUUCGCCACGAAAUACUAGCACUUCUUGUCCGCCAUCUUCAGACUCUUCUAGGAGAGAGACGCGAAGAAGAAAAUAUUAUUAUAUCCAUUUUUGAAACGCUUUGCGUUUUUGAGCCGAUUCGGGUGGCUAUGGCUCGUAAAAAUUUUCUCGAAAUUUUUGUCGAAAUUCUCAAAAGGGUGAAUAACGAUAAGCUUAUCAGACUUCUGAAGAUCUUAAGCAGUGUGACCGAUUGUUAUCUUAUUGAUUACAGGGUAUCCAUGCUAGAGUGCAUAACCAACACGUCGUUGGUGAAAACACUUUUAGACAUCACGGAAGCUCCCCGUGUCGAAAAAAUGGCCCACUUCGAGAUUGCAAACGUGCUCUUCCGUGUCUGCCACUCCAACCAAGCACUUUUACGCCAGGCCGCUGCGAGUGGAGGCUUCGAGUACUUUUUACAUUUCCACAUAAACUUUCCGCAGUUCCGAAGCAUAAGUUCCAUUCCUUUGUACGAACUCUGCUUCUACGCAGAAACUCGAGGUUUACUUAUCCAAAAAUACGGCGUAAAGAAGCUCAUCGACCUGUACUUUGAGUUAUUUAGGGAAAGCCAAGGCGAAGACGAAAUCCAAGCCUCGUUCUUGGAGGCUUUAUUAAUCUGCGGGAAGACAAAUUUUGAGGAGGUCGAGGAUAUUUUCUUAGAGGGGUCUAAUUUCGACGCCAUUAUUGAGCAUUUUCGCUCCGUGGAUUUCGUAUUUAGCCGCGCCUUUAACAAAACUGCGUCAUUGGUAAAUGAAAUGGCGAUGAUCUCGCGCAAACUCGCUUCGGGCAUGUCGAAAACGAGGAUUGUAGAGACGGCCUUAGACAGGCUUAAAGAGCUCGCUGACGGGUUCACCAGAAGGGAGCUGAUGACGCUGCUGAGGAGGCUGUACCAAGCAGCGGAGUUUCCAGUGAAAGAAAAAAUGGUUGUCAAGCUAAAGCUCAAGGACGAACUAAUACGGCUUGCUGGAGAUUACGCAGUUGCAAUCAGAAACGAAGUCAAGAUACUGACUGAAGCUAUUGAUAGGGACUUUCCGUAGCCAGAAAAAAAAAGUCGAUUUUAAAAAAGUUUAUACAAAGGAAGACUAAAACAUCAAGUGUGUUAUGAGAAAGCGGUAGUCACGAUUAAAUACACUCAACCAUAAGACAGGUAAAUAUUUACAAAAAACCGAUUUUAUAAA
Molecule: messenger RNA, 3116 nt
Organism: Zophobas morio
Lineage: Eukaryota; Metazoa; Arthropoda; Insecta; Coleoptera; Tenebrionidae
Exons: 33
Coding region: 183-2975 (930 amino acids)
Biological process (GO): protein phosphorylation
Cellular component (GO): cytoplasm
Molecular function (GO): protein serine/threonine kinase activity; ATP binding
Source: RefSeq, a predicted model, not a curated record